This is a messenger RNA of Thermochaetoides thermophila DSM 1495, 1578 nucleotides long. RefSeq lists its product as uncharacterized. Gene Ontology annotation, biological process: protein transport to vacuole involved in ubiquitin-dependent protein catabolic process via the multivesicular body sorting pathway. Gene Ontology annotation, cellular component: late endosome membrane; ESCRT II complex. Gene Ontology annotation, molecular function: ubiquitin binding; phosphatidylinositol-3-phosphate binding. The record is from RefSeq and is a predicted model, not a curated record. The coding region runs from base 1 to 1578 and encodes 525 amino acids. The transcript has 5 exons. Lineage: Eukaryota; Fungi; Ascomycota; Sordariomycetes; Sordariales; Chaetomiaceae.
AUGUUCCUAAAGCAUAUCGACCUGACAACGGCUUUGCGGCCUUCGUACCUGCCCGAUGAAGACUUGUUGUUUGUGCAGGACAAUGUGGGGUUAUAUGAGGGCAAGUACAAGCUACCUAACCACCAAAAUGGGCAGAUCUACUUGACCUCGCAUCGCAUCUGCUACAUCGACAAGGCAGAGCCGAGGAAGUAUUCUGUCGCCCUGGAUCUCAAGGAUAUCGAGCGCUAUGAGUUCUAUGGAGGAUUCCUCAAGUCUUCUCCUAAAAUAACCCUCUUUCCUAAGGCUAACAAACGGCCUUCAGCUCACCCUCAGCCAACUAGCCUUUCUAGAAUCUCCUCGCAUCAUGGGACUGCAUCACUGGGUCACCAGUCAGAUCGUCAGCCUGUGGCACCGGCACUGCAAGCAUCUCCAGUGUCCACGGCGACAUGGUGUCCCCGGUAUAUCCCGCCUGAGAUUGCACAGCAAAUCCGAGCUGAUACUGGGUCCCCUGGCCCGUAUCUCACUUCGUCUGGUAUCGGGUCCUCCAACCUCGAAAAUCCAGAAAGUGUCAAAAUCUCUUUUCGUGGAGGAGGAGAAAAAACCUUUUAUGAGCGACUGAAGAGCUGCAUGGCUCAAAGGAAGUGGCUUCUCCAGAGCGCACCGCCAAUUCCCAAGCCCUCUCGACCGGGUGAUGCUGUCAAUGGAACUAGUAAUGGGACGGAUCUAGAAGCCAGGGACAAGCCCAAGAUCGGAGGUAUCGCAGGUCUCGAGCGCCGCGGACAAGCCAUGCGUAAGAACAACGAAAUCAUGAUCGGCAGUGCAUUCGAAGACCUCGAAGCACUGAUGGCCUCAGCCAAAGAGAUCGUUGCUCUUGCCGAGGACUUUGCUCGUCAAGUAAAGGGGGCAUCAGGAGGAUUAAGUGCUAGUGAGAAUGCUUUGCUUGCCGACUCGGUCAGCCAGCUUGGUUUAAUCACCACCAAAGACAUUGUUGGCAGUAGCAGUGGCACCGACUCGCUCUACCAUUCUGAGCUAGCCCGUACACUGGCCGAGUUCUUAACUGACGACCAACGGGGCGUGCUCAAGAAAGCUGGCGGCAUCAUUUCGCUGGUUGACUUAUGGGCCAUGUUUAAUCGGGCCCGUGGCGGCGUGGAGUUGGUCAGCCCUGCAGACUUCGAGAAGGCGGUAAACUUGUUUGAGAAGCUGAACCUGCCGCUGCGACUGAGGACGUUCAAGUCGGGGGUCAAAGUAGUGCAGAGCAAGGAUCGGACAGACGAGGCUACCAUCCAGGCGAUUUUGUCCUGGUUACAGGAUUUGCGAGAGUUCCCUCCUGAAAAAGAGGUCCCAUGGGAUUGGCACAGGUUUGGGCGGGGGGUCACGGCAAGAGAUGUGGCAGAGAGAUUUGGUUGGAGUAUUGGUGUGGCUGAAGAGGAGCUGGAGAUGGCUGAAGAGAGAGGAGUUGUGUGUCGCGAGGAGGGUAUCGAAGGCUUGAAGUUCUGGAUUAACUUUAUUGAUACUGGGGAAGGAAAGGGGUAUAAGGACCCGGCGGAGCAAGAGCAUGAGAUAAUCAAGGCGCGCUUGAAAGAAGCUGGAUUUAUCUAA